GUUGUGUAACUGUUGUUCCCCGCCCUGUUGCAGGCCGCUCGCUGGCCGCCGUGCUGCUGGCGCUGGCCGCCCUGGCGCUGCUGGCCGCCGUGGAGGCCGACGGCGUGGACGGUGUGGCGCCGCCCGAGGUGACCGUCGCCACCGGCCGCCUCUCUGGGAAGUGGAUGUCGACGAGGGACGGUAGGGCCAUCGCGGCCUUCGAAGGGGUGCCCUACGCCGUACCGCCCCUCGGAGAGCUGCGCUUCAAGCGGGCUCGCCCGGCGGAGGCCUGGGAGGGCGUCAGGCAGGCCGUGCGGCCCGGCUCCAUGUGCGUGCAGAGGAACCUGUACUUCCGCGAGGAGGGCAUCGUGGGCUCCGAGGACUGCCUGUACCUCAACGUGUACUCGCCUAAGGUGGAGCACGCCGAUCCGCUGCCUGUCCUGUUCUGGAUCCACGGCGGCGGCUGGCUCUCCGGCGCCGGCGACGUAUACGGCCCCGAGUACCUGCUGGACCAGGACGUGGUGCUGGUCACGUUCAACUACCGCCUGGGCCCGCUCGGGCUGCUCAGCACGGGCGACCGCACCGUGCCGGGCAACAACGCGCUCAAGGACAUGGUGCUGGCGCUGCGCUGGGUGCGCGACAACGUGGCGGCGUUCGGCGGCGACCCGGCCAGCGUGACCGUGUUCGGCGAGAGCGCCGGCGGCGCCAGCACG
Messenger RNA from Frankliniella occidentalis (western flower thrips), 692 nucleotides. RefSeq names its product juvenile hormone esterase-like. Lineage: Eukaryota; Metazoa; Arthropoda; Insecta; Thysanoptera; Thripidae. The record is from RefSeq and is a predicted model, not a curated record. The transcript has 3 exons. The annotation marks the transcript as partial.